AUGGUGUUUCCACCGUUUCCGCCAGUGAUUCCAGCAACACACGUCGUGAGCACAUCGGUUUCGCAGCAAAACGAGGGCCGGACACAGAAGGAGCGCUGGGGAGCUGUGAGUGUGUCGGCCAUGAAGAGCGAGGAGUUGCAGAUUCUCCCCGAGCAUCUGGCAGCAGAGGAGCAGUGCACCAAGAACAAGGCAUCACAGGGUUCCACUCGCCUGGAGAGCCGCAAGGGGGCAGAGGUGGAGGCAAAAUUGUCAGAGGCCGCCUGGAUGUUGAAGCAAGAAAGCCGCAGAGUUUUCUCAGAGCUCAUGAGCCUGAAAAAGCGCAAGCAGCAGUUCGAAGAGGGUCAGGUUGCAGCUGCAAGGGCCAUCACGCAAAAGGCAAAUAUCGUGUAUCAGAUGCUGCGCAAAGUGCAUGCCAACUUCCAGCGGGUAUUCAGCGAGAUGGCCCCUGGACUUGUGGGCCUCGGAGAUGUGCUGGGUGAGCACAUCGACAUGUCCAUCGCUGCCCAGGCGGUCCACUCAUCAACUUUCCAAGAGCCAGAGGACAGUGGUGGCCUUGAGCUCGGUGUUUGCCAUCCAAAAGCUUUCGCGUGGUCCCUUCUACUUGCUGGACGAAAUCGACACAGCACUGGACGCCUUCUACCAUACGGUGCUGGCCCACAACGUCGCUCGCACCGCCAUGGCGUGUGA
Messenger RNA from Symbiodinium sp. CCMP2592, 687 nucleotides. NCBI's taxonomy places the organism in Eukaryota, Dinophyceae, Suessiales, Symbiodiniaceae. The record is from the annotation of a GenBank genome assembly.